UUGGUGGGAUAAGACAGAGAGAGACAGAGCAGUUGCUCAGAGGAAAGAGACAAUACCCACAAGGACUUGAAAACAGAGAAACCUAAAGACUGGAAAGUUAGUGAUACUCAAAAGAAAGUCAAACUUUUCAGAAAAUGAGGGCCUGAGAGGAUAGAAAACAUGGGAAGACAAGCCUAAAUAACUGCACCUGAUCACUACAAGGGAGAUACUGAGUCCACUGUGGCCAAAAAGGAGAGCAGAGCUGACAAGGCAGACAAGACCAGUGAGUUUGGAGAGUUAAAGCAUUGUUACAACAACACGGGAGAAAAACUUUCCUCACAACUUUUUGGAUUGAACUCCAAAACAACUCUGCUGAGACAAAAUAAGUGAAGAAAAAAAUAAAGAGUGUUUGUCUGCCAGUACACCGAAACUGAUUGAGAUUUGCCAUCGAGGGCUAUGAGGAUCUUCAACAGGAACCUUCGCCUUCAGGACGUCACCAUCAUGUACUUCACCGCCCUGGCUGCUCUAAUGGUCAUCUUGGUGGCUUCGUACCAGGCACCCACCAAUGCGAUCAACGUGUCCAGCCUCAAAUCGAAUGCCUCUAGCCCUCUCCCGCCUCUCCCUAUGCCCUUCCGUGUUCCCCUUGACCCUCGCGGGGAGCUCCAGCUGUCCUGGAACAUCAGCUACACCAACCUGGAGAUUUACAUGGAGCUGAGAGUCGCAAAGCUCAGAUACGGCGUGGUCCUGGGGAUGUCCGACCGCGGGGAACUGACCAACGCUGACCUUGUGGUGCUGUGGGACUCUGGGACCAAGAGCUACUUUGGGGAUGCAUGGAGCGACAGCGAGGGUCGUGUUUCACUGGACAGCCAGCAAGACUACGAGUUGCUCGAGGCCAAACAGAAACCAGAUGGAUUCCACCUGCUCUUCAAGAGACCGUUCAGCACCUGUGAUCCCAGAGACUACCUCAUUGAGGAGGGAACUGUGCACAUCAUCUAUGGCUUGUUGGAUCAACCACUUGCCUCUCUGGAGCAGCUGAACCUGUCCCGGAUCCACACAGGGGUACAGAGGGUGCUGAUGCUGCGGCCCGACACACCAUCUCCCACACUGCCUCCAGAUGUACAGACGCUGGAUGUCGUGGCGCCAAAUGUCAUCAUACCAAAUCAGGAGACCACCUACUGGUGCUUCAUCCAGAAGUUGCCUGAAAACAUGCCCAAAAACCACAUAGUUAUGUAUGAGUCAGUGAUAACUCCAGGUAACGAGGCCAUCGUGCAUCACAUAGAGGUGUUUGAGUGUUCUCCGGAUAUCCGCCAAGUUCCAGACUACAGCGGCUCUUGUGAUGACAAGAUGAAGCCGGGCAAGCUCAACUUCUGCCGCCACGUUCUAGCCGCAUGGGCUAUGGGUGCUGAGGCCUUUUACUAUCCUCCUGAUGCAGGGCUACCUAUGGGUGGAAAAGGAUCCUCAAGGUUCCUUCGUCUGGAGGUCCAUUACCACAACCCUCUUCUUAUAUCUGGCCGUCAAGACUCAUCAGGGAUUCGGUUGCAUUACACCCCCAGCCUGAGGCGGUACGAUGCGGGGAUCAUGGAGCUCGGCCUCGUUUACACUCCUGUCAUGGCCAUCCCACCCAAACAACACACCUUCUACCUCAGCGGGUACUGCACCUCCAAGUGCACCCAGACUGCUUUGCCUCCGGGAGGGAUCAAUAUAUUUGCGUCCCAGCUGCACACCCACCUGGCGGGGCGUGGGGUGAGGACAGUUUUGGUGAGGGGACGCAAAGAACUGGAGGUGGUGCAGGAGGACCAGCACUUCAGUACACACUACCAGACGAUUCGAGUUCUAAGAAAAAUGGUGAAUGUUUUACCUGGCGACGUCCUCAUAACUAAGUGCACUUAUAACACAGAAGACAGGAGCAAGCCUACAGUGGGAGGUUUUGGCAUCAUGGAGGAAAUGUGUGUCAACUAUAUCCACUACUACCCUCGGACUCAGCUGGAGCUCUGCAAAAGCCAUGUUGACCCUGGAUACCUGCAGAAAUACUUUAAUUUGAUUAACAGGUUCCAUGGAAAUGACCAGUGUGUGUGUGGUGAGGUUAGUGUGACGGAGCAGUAUUCUCAGCUACAAUGGGACGUGUUCACUGCGAAAGUGCUGGACUCGCUAUACAACACGGUCCCCAUGUCCAUGCACUGCAACCAGUCAACUGCACGCCUCUUUCCUGGAGUGUGGGACAAACAGUCUGUACCGGUGGUGACCGACAUCCUUGAAAAACCCCACUACCCUUGCGAGGGAGGAGCGCCACCCACCAGCCAACCCUCAACAGCUCCAGUCUGAGCCCAGCCUUGGGGCCCGACGGCAUGCUUCAGCCCCAGGCACCUAACCUGGGGCAAGUUAAAGAAGUUCCUGUGACUUGGCAGAAUUUGCCUGGGUUUCAUUUCUGCGUUUGGAGAUAGAUGACGUCUUCUGCUGGGUUUUCUGACACCUGC
Lates calcarifer (barramundi perch) is the source of this 2453-nucleotide messenger RNA. RefSeq names its product dopamine beta-hydroxylase (dopamine beta-monooxygenase) (gene dbh). The record is from RefSeq and is a predicted model, not a curated record. The transcript has 12 exons. Bases 436 to 2301 code for a protein of 621 amino acids. Gene Ontology annotation, molecular function: dopamine beta-monooxygenase activity; copper ion binding. Gene Ontology annotation, biological process: dopamine catabolic process; octopamine biosynthetic process; norepinephrine biosynthetic process. Lineage: Eukaryota; Metazoa; Chordata; Actinopteri; Centropomidae. Gene Ontology annotation, cellular component: secretory granule membrane.